Messenger RNA from Brugia pahangi, 1221 nucleotides. The record is from the annotation of a GenBank genome assembly. NCBI's taxonomy places the organism in Eukaryota, Metazoa, Nematoda, Chromadorea, Rhabditida, Onchocercidae.
AUGUUCUUCACUGUAUCUAUAACACCAAUCAUCUGGUUCAAUCUUCUGCUUUGCAUCGCUUCUGAUAAAAAUGAAACUUUCCAUCUACCUAAUUUCGGUGCUGCUGAUAAAAUUGUUACAAAUAAUACUUAUUCUGGUAUCUCAGACAGCUUUGAUUACAACAAUUUUGAGCCAUUGUUUGGCUCAGAAUUUCCAUCCGAUCCUUCGCAGUUGAUUGAUUUCGAUCAGUUGAGUGAAAUUGAAGAUAUAAGCAGCAAAGAAUCGAUACCCGAGAUCACAAAUGCUCCUCAUCCUGGCUUUUCAAACAGCCAUGGUUUGUUGGGCCACACUAAUUUGGACUCAUUACUUGGCUCAUAUACAGAUUCAAAUAGGAAUGUGUGGAGAGAUGCUAAUGGAGAAUUAAAAACAAAUGAUGAUGAAGCACGAUAUCCUAUCAUUAGAGAUAUUCAAAGUGGAACUUCUUCGCCACUUAAUGUCGACACCGAUGACAUUAUUACAUAUAUGCACUUACCUGGUUCACAACAAAAUGCGGUUCCGAUCUAUUUUCACCAACUUACUCUUUCCCCAGAUGACACAUCCGAUCAACACGGAAAUGCUGAGCAGAACAACAUGGGCAAUAAGCACUUCUCGGAUAACUUGAGUAUCCAUGACUGCAGGGGAAAUACCAAUGAAGGAUCAGAAACAGAUAAGAAAAAGUAUAUUUGUCAUUAUCCCGGCUGUACUGUGAUCACAAAAAAUUACAAAGAAUAUAUAACACAUAGGAAGACACAUGGUCAACCCUUCAUCUAUGAAUGCAAAGUGCUCGGUUGUGGGCGAACAUUCCAUCAUGAAUCAUCAUUUCGCAAUCACAAGAAGACACAUAAACCUCAUCCUCAGUGCGAGUGCUGUGGCAAAUUCUUUUGCCGUAUGGAUGUACUGAAGUCUCAUAAGAAAGUGUGCUCCAGAGCUCCUCGCGAACGAAGCUACGAAUGCCUUUAUCCCGGAUGUACUAUGAUCACGAAAAAUUACAACGAAUAUAUAACACAUAGAAAAACGCAUCAGCCGUUCAUCUAUGAAUGCAGAGUGACCAAUUGUGGACGGACAUUCCACCAUGAAUCAUCAUUUCGCAAUCACAAGCAAACGCAUGAACCUCAUUCUCAGUGCGAGGGUUGUGGCAAAUUCUUCAUCAACAGGAAUGGAUUGCAUUGUCAUAAAAAGAGCUGCAAAUCAAAACCCCGUUAG